AUGAGCCGUUCUCUUAUACAACAAAUAGAAUUCUACUUCUCUGAUAUAAACCUUUCCACUGACCUUUACCUCCAAUCAAAAAUGAAUGCUGAUGGAAUGGUUCCUUUAUCAGUUAUUGAAGGAUUUAAAAUGAUUAAACAAUUCCAUAAAACAACACCAGAAAUUUGUGAAGAAUUAAAACAAUCUAAUACCCUUCGUCUUUCAGAAGAUCACCAAUUAAUUGGAAGAAAAAAUUUACAACCAAUUGCUCAGUUAGAAAAAAGAGGAUUAAAAAUAAAAUGGAUUCCAUGCUCAUUGAAUGAAGAAGAAAUCAAAGAGUGUUUGUCAGAAUUUGGGGAGGUUGACCAAAUCAAAAUCAAAUAUAUUCCAACAACUUUAACAUUCAAAGGAACUAUAGAAGUUUUAUUUAAAAAUGAAGCUACAGUUAAUAAAUUAAAAGAGAUGGAAAAGGUUAUGAUUAAAGAAAAAGAAGUAAUUGUUACCAAAUGGAAAACACAUACUUUAUGGAUAAGACUAUUUCGUGGUAAAGAAAAAAUAACAACUGUAAAAGGUAUUGAAGAUGAAAAAGAUGGAAGUUUUGUAUUUGAAAUACCAAAAGGAAAAAUACAGAAAAUUCAAAAACUAAAAGAUUUAUCAAUACAAUAUAUCUCUCCAGAUGAAUAUCUUUCUGUUCUUCAUCAACGAAAAAGAAAUUUAGAAAUUAAACUUCAAUAACAAAAUAUUAUUUUUUG
Messenger RNA from Entamoeba histolytica HM-1:IMSS, 731 nucleotides. RefSeq names its product La ribonucleoprotein, putative. Gene Ontology annotation, molecular function: RNA binding. The record is from RefSeq and is a predicted model, not a curated record. Gene Ontology annotation, cellular component: nucleus; ribonucleoprotein complex. Bases 1 to 714 code for a protein of 237 amino acids. The transcript has a single exon. Gene Ontology annotation, biological process: RNA processing. NCBI's taxonomy places the organism in Eukaryota, Evosea, Mastigamoebida, Endamoebidae.